UCCAAUUGUGGAGACCCAAAAUCUAGCUCCAAUUCCGAUUUAAAUUUCCCCUUACUGAAUUCUGAAGCGGAUCGUAUCGCUAAGAACCAGUCCACCCCUACCACUGCCACUGCACCAAAGCACGUCUUCUUGCUUUAAUAGCUUUUGCAACUAAGAAACCAUGAUUGAGCACAAGGACAAGGAGUGGAGUCUCCGAAGGGGGCAGUACCUGGGCGAAAUCUCUGCGCUGUGUUUUGUCCACCUUCCUCCUCACCUCUCCUCUCUUCCCUACCUUCUAGCAGGAACUGGUUCUCAACUAAUGGUCUACAAUUUGGCCACUGGGGUCAUGUUAAGAUCCUUUCAAGUUUUCGACGGAAUUCGAGUGCAUGGAAUUUCUUUGGCGUCUUCCACUGAUCACUCGUCUGAUUCCACUGCCGUCUUCAGGAUUGCUGUUUUCGGAGAGAGAAGAGUUAAAUUAUUCAGUUUGAUGCUCACUUCCCGUACUAACUCAGGGGAAUAUCUUCAUUUGUCACUGACUCUUGUGCAGUCUGUGCCAAGACUAAGCCAUUGGGUUUUGGACGUUGUCUUCUUCCAUGAGCAGGGGAAGCCUGGUCUUGCAAUUGGAUGCAGUGACAACUCUAUUUAUUUGUGGGACAUUUUGAGCUGUAAGGUGCUUUCUCAAGUAAGCUGUUCAGAGAGGUGCCUGCUAUACUCAAUGUGUAUCUGGGGAAAGGAAAUUGGUGCCCUCCUUGUGGCAUCAGGUACAAUUUUUAAUGAGGUCAUUGUAUGGAAAUUGGAUUGUAAGAGUGAUGUUCCUGCUGUACAUCACGGAAACCUGGCUGACGAGAAGGGCAGUAUGUCUCCUUUCCAGCCAUAUAGAGCUAUUAAUUUAUACCGACUGACUGGACAUGAAGGUUCUAUUUUUCGCCUUGCUUGGUCACCUGAUGGAUCAAAAGUAGUAUCUGUUUCUGACGAUAGAAGUGCUCGUGUUUGGGCACUUGGGGAGUGCAAAUGUUUGCAUGAUCUUGCAGAGGGCAGUAUUCAAUGUGUCAGCUCUAUUCUAUUUGGUCACACUGCAAGGGUUUGGGAUUGCUGUAUUUUUGACCUUUUAAUUGUUACUGCUGGAGAGGACUGUACAUGUCGUGUAUGGGGGCUGGAUGGCACACAGCUUAAUUUGAUCAAAGAGCACAUCGGACGAGGAGUAUGGCGGUGUGCCUAUGAUCCUAGUUUUUCACUGCUUGUUACUGCAGGUUUUGAUUCUUCCAUAAAGGUUCACCAGCUGCAUGCAUCUCCUGAAUGUUUGGGCAAAACUGUUGGAGCAUUGGAGUUAUCAUUUAAUCAAAAGGAGGCCUUCAAAAUUUAUAUUCCAAAUUCUACCGAGCUCUUCAGCCACAUGGAUAGCAAGAGUGAAUAUGUUCGUUGUUUGCAUUUUUCACGCGAAGAUUCUCUUUAUGUUGCAACAAACAAUGGCUAUGUGUACCAUGCUAAACUACAUCAUACAGGGCAUGUUAGAUGGACUAAACUUCUCCACGUUGGGGGGGAUGCACCAAUUAUUUGUAUGAACGUCCUAUCAAAUGAGUCUGAGCCUUGUGAAACUGAUGAUUGGAUUGCCAUUGGAGAUGGCAAAGGUAGAAUGAUGAUUGCCCACAUUGCUGGUGAUGUUUAUAACCCUAAAGUAAACCAUUCUCUAACCUGGCCUGCUGAAAUUGAGAGGCAGCUUUUGGGGAUUUACUGGUGCCAGUCUUUAGGAUGUAGGUUCAUCUUCACUGUGGAUCCUAGAGGGAGGUUGAAGCUUUGGAGGCUAUGGAACCCUCUGUUUUCUGCUUCUCAUGUAGAGGGAGUUCUUACUGCAGAACUGGUAUAUGGAUUUGUCUCUUGUUUCGGAAUGCGGAUCAUUUGCUUGGAUGCAUCACUGGACGAUGAGGUGCUGGUGUGUGGAGAUAUCCGUGGAAAUGUGUUGCUGUUUCCUUUGAAAAAGGAUCUAGUAAAUGCUAAACCUUUACCUUCAGAAGAGAAUGUAUCUCCACUGACUUAUUUCAAAGGAGCUCAUGGAAUAUCAACAGUUUGUAGUGUUUCGAUUGCGGGGUCUAUUCCUAGUCAACUUGAUAUAUAUUCUAGUGGAGGAGAUGGAUGCAUCUGCUACUUCGAAUAUGAUAGAAAUCGAAAAAAAUUGGAAUUUACAGGAAUCAAGCAAGUCAAAGAACUGAGCACUGUACAUUCAGUCUACUCCACUGCCAACUACAAUAUUCCAAGUGGUAGCUAUGCUAUAGGUUUUACAUCAUCAGAGUUUAUAAUAUGGAAUUUAAGUUCUGAAAGAAAGGUUGUACAGGUAUCAUGCGGUGGUUGGAGGCGGCCUCAUUCUUAUUAUCUCGGUCAUUCUCCUGAGAUGAGGAAUUGCUUUGCAUUUGUGAAGGAUGGAAUCAUUAAUAUUGAAAGGUAUUGGGUGACAGGGAAUGAGAGGAAGGUGUACCCAAAAAAUUUGCAUUUGCAAUUCCAUGGAAGGGAGAUACAUUCCUUAUGUUUCAUUCGCCCGGAUCCAUCGCUGCGCAACCCAAGUGGAAAAGGGUGUCAAUUUUUUGAACAUAGCUGGAUUGCAACAGGCUGUGAAGAUGGAACUGUGCGAUUGACAAGGUAUGAACCAGAAACUGAGAGUUGGUCAGUUUCCAUGCUGCUGGGGGAACAUGUUGGUGGAUCAGCGGUUAGGUCAAUAUGCACGCUUUCAAAGAUUCAUAGAGUCACGGUGAAGGCAACUGAUGUAUCUGAGAGCAUGCACACACAAAUCGGAAAAUUAGAGAACCAAGAAAAUGUUGUAUUACUGGUGUCAGUAGGUGCAAAAAGGGUAAUAACUGCAUGGAAACAAAAAGUUAGGUCAAUAGAAGAAACUAUGCAAUCUCAAUACUGCGAACAUGAAAACGGAGAUGGAAUAACCUCUCAUGGCCCCUCCCCUUCCAAAAAGUUGUCUCAUCUUUCAUUCCAGUGGCUUUCUAGUGAUAUGCCUACCAGAAAUAACAACUGUUUACAUGAAAAUACUGAGAAGAUAAUUGAAGCUGUUGAAAAUGUCCAACCACUUUCACCGAAAGACAUGAAAGUGGAAUCAGAACUUCACCUUGUAGAUAAAUGUGAAAAUGAUUGGAGAUAUCUCGCAGUUACUGCAUUCCUUGCUAAAGGAUCAGGCUCAAGGGCAACAGUGUGCUUCGUAGUAGUUGCCUGCUCAGACGCUACACUUUCAUUUCGGGCGCUGGUAUUACCCCAUCGACUGUGGUUUGAUGUUGCUAUGUUGACUCCCAUAUCACAUCCUGUUCUAUCUUUACAGCAUGUCAUAGUUCCUAUGCAUUCGUUAUGUGAAGACAACAUACAGACAGGAGAUCUGUAUAUUGUAAUUAGUGGAUCGACAGAUGGAAGUAUUUCACUUUGGGAUCUCACCGAGCAUGUUGAGAACUUUAUGCGACUACUGCCUGGCCUUGAAAUUUUAGAAGGUAUAGAUGAUCAGAAAAGACCCCGUACAGGCAGAGGAAGCCAAGGUGGAAGACGGUGGCGAUCACUUAGUAGUCAUGUCUCCAAGAGAAAAAGCACAGUUGGUGAGCUGUUGUUGACUGAUCGUUCUUUUAGAGAAGAAAACCAGGAAAAUGUUUCUGUGGUGAAAAGGGAUAUGCCUUUACAAAACUAUUGUGAUGACGUGGACACUGUAGUUGGAUGUUUCCAUACCGAACAAAACACGCGUGUUUGUUCUCGAGGUAAGAAUGAUGCAUCAUCAUCAGUCUGUAUGAAAGAGAGAAGGAACAUCCCAUCCCUGAGCAUUUGCGAAAUAGGACCCCUGCAUGUCUAUAACAAUAUACACCAGUCAGGUGUAAACUGUCUUCAUGUUUCAAAUGCCGAGGCGCCAAUAGCUUCUGAUUCAAUUUAUAGGGUCUGUGUUAUAAGUGGAGGCGAUGAUCAGUCAAUUAACUGUCUUACAUUCGCUUUCACUUCUACCCAAAAUUUGGAACUUCCAAAUUUGGAGGCAGAUGUCUCCCCUUCCGCAUCACAAGAUUUGGAAAAUAUCAUUUAUUAUUUUCGAAUUCGAAACCAUCAAAUGAGGCUUCUAUCGGUUGAUAAGAUCAUCUCAGCUCACUCGUCUGCUGUUAAAGGUGUUUGGACAGACGGUACAUGGGUAUUUUCUACUGGUCUUGAUCAGCGUGUUAGAUGUUGGAAUAUCAAACAAGGGAAACUUUUAGAGCGUGCUCAUCUAGUGAUUAGCGUGCCAGAGCCCGAGGCAUUGGAUGCUAUGCCAUGUGAAAACAGGGACCAUUAUCAGAUUGCAGUUGCUGGCAGAGGCAUGCAAAUGAUUGAGUUCUUUGGAUCUGGUAAAAUGAAUCAUGGUCAGUAAGUAGUUCUCUCCAAUAUAGUGUUAUGGAGGCAAGCGUAUCACCAGCUCAUAUACAUGCCCAAUUUGAGAAUCCAGGCUCGGUAGCAGACACUGGGCCGGGACCCAUUGGUGAACCAAAUGGGUAAGGAGGCGCAGUGAAGGAAUGAUCCUUACCUAUUUUGUUGUUUUAGGCGCUGUAAUAAUAAUAAUUAUUUAAUUAUUGUCCUCAUUUGAGUAUUAGCCAGCUUGUUAGUUAGCAAUUAAUUCCUUUUAUAAUUAGGAUUCUUGUAAUAACUAUUUAACGUCUUUUGUAUUAGUAAAAUUUUUCUUUUGGGAAUAAUUAAUUUGAGUGUAUGACGAGGUUGGGCGCU
Cuscuta europaea is the source of this 4695-nucleotide messenger RNA. The record is from the annotation of a GenBank genome assembly. NCBI's taxonomy places the organism in Eukaryota, Viridiplantae, Streptophyta, Magnoliopsida, Solanales, Convolvulaceae.